AUGAGCACCAUAGACGGCGAUAUCGAAGACGACGAGCUCGGCAACAGCAUCCUGGACCUGGAAGUGUUUGACCAGCUCAUAUCCAUGGACGACGAGGACGACGAGUUCAGCCAACAAAUAGUCUACAACUACUUUGAGCAGGCCGAGACCACCUUCUCCAACAUGGACAAGGCGAUAGAGGCGCGCGACCUGGCCAGGUUAUCGGAGCUCGGCCACUUUUUGAAGGGCAGCUCGGCGUCGAUAGGCGUCAAGCAUGUGCGCGACUGCUGUGAGCAUAUACAGCACCUGGGCCGACUCAAAAACAGCGAUGGCGUGGGGCAGAUUGACGAGGAAGCCGCGCUCAAGCAGAUUGUCAAGGAGCUUGACAAGGGCAAGAGCGAGUACCAGAAGGCAAGGGAGUUCCUGCGCUUCUUUUACGAGCAGGACGACGACGAGUAA
Linderina pennispora is the source of this 438-nucleotide messenger RNA. Its product is annotated as histidine phosphotransferase HPT1. Gene Ontology annotation, molecular function: protein histidine kinase binding; histidine phosphotransfer kinase activity. The record is from RefSeq and is a predicted model, not a curated record. The transcript has a single exon. Gene Ontology annotation, biological process: phosphorelay signal transduction system; phosphorylation. Bases 1 to 438 code for a protein of 145 amino acids. Lineage: Eukaryota; Fungi; Kickxellomycota; Kickxellomycetes; Kickxellales; Kickxellaceae. Gene Ontology annotation, cellular component: nucleus; cytoplasm.